AGAGAGAGAGUUUGGUAUUUUUCUUUCCUUCACUUUUUUUAUAGGCAUGGACACCGAGACCUGCGUUUCAUACAGCGACAUGACAUCCAUGGAUUCAUAUUAUAGCCCCUCUGCAGCAGCGCAAGGCAGGGAUCACCAGGCGGACCACUUUAGGACAUUCCCGGCCACUGACACCAAAUACAGCCCCACCGCCUUCCUGCCCAACAAAGGUCAGGCGUACGGAGAGAAGUCCCGGAGCCCCUUCCAGCAGGAGUGCCAGUCAUUGGAUGCCGCCGCAGCUGGGCAAGGCACUUUCGGUAAAUACCACCUGUUUAUGCAGAGGUCGUCUUGCAAAACGUCCUCCGAGGAAGGCAAGCUGCACCCGGAGAGGGGACACAACGGAGGGCUCAUCCCCUGCUACGGUAAAGACGGUUCAGGUCUGACCGACACCGAGUUGGGCCCGGACUCCGACCCACCUGGAAUGGACACCAGCUACCUGACUUUGAAGGAUCAAGGUGUCAAGCCGGCCUCUGACAGGCUGCCAGGCACCGACCUAUCGAGCCCUAUGGACAAAGCCGAUGGCGCCGAAAGCAACAAAGGCAAGAAGAGACGUAACCGCACGACCUUCACGAGCUACCAGUUGGAGGAGCUGGAGAAGGUUUUCCAGAAGACGCACUAUCCUGACGUGUACGCUCGGGAGCAGCUCGCGCUGAGGACGGACCUGACUGAAGCCCGUGUGCAGGUUUGGUUCCAGAACCGAAGAGCGAAGUGGAGGAAGAGGGAGCGUUUUGGUCAGAUGCAGCAGGUCCGGACACACUUCUCCACAGCUUAUGAACUGCCGCUUCUGACGCGUCCGGAGAACUACGCACAGAUCCAGAACCCUUCUUGGAUCGGCGGCGGCAGCGCAGCGUCUCCUCUGCCGGGCUGCGUUGUGCCCUGCGACACUGUGACCUCCUGCAUGACCCCUCACCCCCACUCUGCCAGCGGGAUGUCUGAUUUUCUGGGCGUGCCAAGCCCCGGAGGUCACGUCGGGCAGGCUCACAUGGGCAGCCUGUUCGGGGGGUCUCCUGGCAUGGCCGGCGGCAUCAACGCGUACGAUCUCAACAUGGACCCGGACCGCAAGUCCUCCAGUAUCGCCGCCUUGCGCAUGAAGGCCAAAGAGCACAGUGCGGCCAUAUCCUGGGCCACAUGAUGUGUUGGUAUUUGCUGGACGCCAGAAACAUCUCGACAAACCCAGCUUGACGUGAGGGGCACGAAAAAUAGAAAAUUCGAAAGGCAACAGUGACUACCUUCAUAUAUGUUGCAAUAAAAUAAUGAUGCAGAUACAAGGAUGGAUGAAGAAUACUCCAAGAGACAAGAACAAGAGAUUUGUUAAGAUUAGUGUCAUGGCACUGCCAAAUUUCUCUUCGUGGAAAGCCUGGUGGGAGGUGGUGCUGUACUGUAUAACAGAUGUUGCAGUGUAUUACUGAUUAUAAGCGAAGGAGAGAAAGGUUUAGAAAAAGUUUUUAAACAAAUCCAUGCACUUAUUUGCUAAAAUACAGGAAAUUCUGUUGUGUACAGUGCUUUCAUUGUCAGUGUAGUUCUUUGUUCAGGUGCUGUUUUAUUCUUACCGUGUUAUUUAAGUUUUGAGUGUUACUGUGUUUUUCCCUCCUGUCGUUUUGUUGCUUAGUUUGAUUCAACAUAAAGUUCAGCAUCCAUCCUGAAAUUCAAAUUUAGUUUGCCAUGUAUGUAUUAUUGUAAAAGACAAUCUUCACGCUGGUGCUGAGGCAAAGAAAACUGUUGAUAUCUGUCACAUCUCAAAACUCUGAACCAACACCUCUGGGCUUGUGUUUCACUCACUAGAGAACGUUACAAGUGUUUCUCCCCUCUGUGGCCUUUAGAAGUCAGUUUGUUUUAGUGUGGUCAGACUGAGGCAUCCACCUGCCGCACUGACGGAGGAAGGGAUGGAGGAGGAAGUGUGUGUGGGAGUGUGAGAGGGGCACAGCGGGCCUGCUGCUCUCAGGGCUGAAGAGCCUGGGAGCGCCAGCCUCCAAAACAGAGCCAGCUCUGUUUUCAGCGAGACAAGAAUCCGAAGUGGACAUGACUGUGCCCUGUGCGUUUCCAGUCUCAGGAGUUUCAGAGAGAGAAGUGCCUACCAGUCAGUCAGACACACUGCCAGAAAUAACAGCCGAAACCAGCAGCCGCCACCUUUGAAACAGAGGCGGUUGGUGGAGAUUCCGCAGUGUGUUGACACUUCGCAGCACUGAAAGGAAGUCAGUGUUCAGCAGCUUUUAACUGGACUUAAACUCAACUGGGUCCGGCUGUCGAGGCCGACAGGUAAACGCUCAUGGCAGCACUGGCGUAUACUGUACGUCGUUUGCCUUUCUCUUUUUUUCUUUCAUGAUUUGCGUCAAAACCAGACAGAGGAGGCCACCGACCAGAGAGCAACAGCUUUAAUCCACACUGAGCUUUAAUGACAUCUCAGAGGCAGUUGUGAUAUAACCAAACUGCUUCUGUUCACCACACACACACACCUUUGUGUCUGUACACUGACAUAUCUGGAGGAUGUUGAGCGAUGGUGUUGAGUCUGUGUGAGAGAGGCAACAGGAAGAGGCCAGAGGAUUCCUGCAGGAAUGAUGUUACAGCUGAGGAACUAGAAAGCCCUGAUUACAAACCAGGCACAGUGGGCAGCUGACCUUUGACCCCAAACUCCCAGACUCACUGCACAUCAGUUGUUUUGGUUUUUUUUUGGUUAUCUUAUAACUUACAAAUUUGAGGUUCUUGGUUUCUGACGCUCUGGUUUCUGCCACUUGUAACUGGGCAGCGUUCACCGUCCUUGAUGGGAACGUGGAGGCAUCGGGGGCCCGACGGCAAAUCUUAACCUCAAACAAGUUCAUCAGGUCAUGUUUGAAAAAUGACAAUUAGGCUGAGAAGCAGAAGAUAUUGGUAUUAUAUCAGUUUUGAUGCAUUUUAGCUAAACAGAGUCUCUUAGUCGAAGAUGGUGGCAAGGUUGAGGUUAAAUGGAGCCAGAGCUCAGCGUCAUCUCUCUGAGCACAAAGCACAUCCUCACAUCAUUUAAAUAUUCAAACAGCGAAGCUUGUUUUCCGCCGGUAGCGCCCUCCUCCAGUGACAGAAAUAGCAGAUGAGGUCAACGGAUGACGUAAUGCUCGUUCUUCCUCUGUUUGCGAGGCCUGAUUGAGGCUAGAAGCAUAACAAAGGUCUUCAUGGUUCUGAAAAGUGAACCCGAUACCCUGUAGCACACCUUCAGGCAGAGCAACCGUUGCUAAUUCGCUAAACUGAACCACAUUCACCCUCCUUGUGUAGCAGGUACAAGAAGCGGAGGUGGGGGGGCUAUAACCUGUCAGCAGAGCAGAUCACCCCGGAGUCGUCCAAAUCACAUGCAGUUUUUUUUUUUUGCUCCAAAUUCCAGGCACAUGCAUUAAUCGGGAGUAAAGAGCACAUGUCUCUAGAAUGAGAGGGUCUCCUUGCUCCUUGCGAACGUUCAGGCGGGGGCCCCCCUCUGCUCCGGCUGAGGGGUUGGACGGAGGGCGAGUCGUGAGGGCGUCUGCUGUGUUCCGGUGUUCUGAGAAAAGGACAGUGCACACAGCUGCGCUCAAGGGGUAAAUGCAAAACAAACAUGCCUCACACAUGCUUCCCCCUCAGCUGUCAUGGCUCUGCUUUCAAAGUUUCACCCCCAUCACCCACCUC
Hippoglossus stenolepis (Pacific halibut) is the source of this 3666-nucleotide messenger RNA. It is a transcript of the gene alx4a, whose product is annotated as ALX homeobox 4a. Lineage: Eukaryota; Metazoa; Chordata; Actinopteri; Pleuronectiformes; Pleuronectidae. The coding region runs from base 47 to 1171 and encodes 374 amino acids. Gene Ontology annotation, biological process: regulation of transcription by RNA polymerase II. The record is from RefSeq and is a predicted model, not a curated record. Gene Ontology annotation, molecular function: RNA polymerase II transcription regulatory region sequence-specific DNA binding; DNA-binding transcription activator activity, RNA polymerase II-specific. The transcript has 4 exons.